UCCGAGGAGGGCUGAACUCUGUCUUCGGCCGAGGGAGCCAGGCUGCAGGGCGGUCGAGUCAGACGGGCAGAUAGACGAGGAGAGAGCGGAGCUGUGACACCCUGCGCAGGGACUGGGAGCCGCGUCUGGGCGCCGGGCUGCCAGGCAGGGGUCCCCGGCCCGGGGGAGCAACGGGAGAAGCCGAGCUGUUCCAGAGCCGCCAGCCCCUUGCGGGGUCCCGCAUGGCCCGGCUGUGAGGGGCUGCCCGGGGGAGGGAGUCCAGGGCGAUGCUGCGCCUGCUGGAAGCCGAGCUGCUCUUCGCUUCCCUGCUCUCCGGCCCCUUCCCGCCGCUCUCCGGGGAUCGGAAGAGCGAAUCUUGUCCCGAGAAUAAAAUCCUGACCGUGGAAUAUUCCUGCACAGGAGCAGGCGGGACACCGGCCACAUGCUUACGGAGGAAGUGCUGUGAGGGCUAUAGGUUUGUGAUGGGCCAGUGUAUCCCAGAAAGCGUGGACGUGUGCGCCGACUUCCCGUGCGAGCAGCAAUGCACGGACAACUUCGGUCGCGUCCUGUGCACUUGCUUCCCUGGCUAUCGGUUCGACAGAGAGCGCCACAAGACUCACCUGCACCCUUACUGCCUGGACAUCGAUGAGUGUGUGGAAAGCGGAGGUGCCGUCUGCGACCAGCUGUGUACGAACACCCCGGGCAGCUACCGGUGCCAUUGCCAGCGUGGCUAUUACAUAGCAUCUGACGGGACAACCUGCCUGAAAUCCAGCAACGGCACCACAGUGCUCAAGUCGGAGACCCUGAUGGGCACCAGGUCCUGCUCCAUCACCUGCGAGGAGUUCACCAGUAUGAAACAGACAGUCUCCCAGCUGAGACACAAGCUGCUGCUCCCUGGCUUGGAUAAUGAGAGUGGGAAGUCCUGGAUGAGGAUUAACCAAAAACCAGCAGACCGUCCUCCUGUCCUAGGGCCACCAGGUCCCCCGGGGCCUCCAGGUGACCCGGGCGCAACAGGGGAGAAAGGGAGUCCAGGGGCAAUCGGACCUCCAGGGCCUCCGGGAACCCCAGGGCCCCGCGGGGACAUGGGGCCAAUGGGACCGUAUCCUGACUUUGCACAUAUCAAAAUCGGACGGAGGGGACCAGUGGGCGCUCCUGGGGCACCGGGAAGGAAUGGCCAGAAGGGCGAACGAGGAUACCCCGGUCCCCGAGGGCCACCGGGCCCUCCGGGCUCCUUUGACUUCCUGCUCCUGAUGAUGGCCGACAUCAGGAAUGACAUCAUUGAACUACAGGAGAAAGUGUUUGGCCAGCGCCGGAGGAUGGAGUUUGAGAUGCCGUCUGCCAACAGCAGGGACUCUGAGGUGCACGAAUGGGGAUCCGGCCAGGAGGAGCUGCUGAGGGGGCCUAGACCCACGCGCUCAGCCACAUGACUAGGUGGCAGACACCCGCUCCCCUGCGGCUGGACUCAGGAGUCGCCCACGCUCCAGAGACAUCGCUUGGACACAUGAUGCUCCAGGAUGUUCCGUGGUUGCCAGACACUGCAGCUGAUUCGUCCCCUUGGGCCAAGCUGAUCCACCCAUCACAGUCGCUGUCCAGAGCAGAGAGUCUAUUUAUUAUGAAUGCUAAAUGUUAUAUUUUUACACUAGAAAGAAUGGAAAGGGGGUAUUUUUAUAAAGGUGCUUUUCUGUCUCUUUGGAAAAGACGGGACAUUCUCCAGAUGCAGUGAGGAAGCCCUGGAUUUGCUUCUCCGCAGCAGCUCAGUUUCUGCCAGCAGUUUAUAUCCAGGGGAAAUGUAGGGCAAAUGAGCUGGAAGGAAGGAGUAAAACACAGAGGGCCUGAUUGUCUUCUCACUCCAGUUUUACACCAGGGUCACUGUGUUGAUUUCACUGAGGUUGCUCCUGGUUUACGCUAGUGUGAGUAGAAAAUCAGGUGCGGAUAAUCUCAGAUCCCUGCUGAUGUGUCCAAGGGAGAAUUCUUUCCUGACUUCAGAUCUGACCCUCUGUGUAAUCUUACUCCAGAAAGCUCGGUGUAACACCUACUCGGUAUGAUGCUCUGUCCCUCGCUAGCGAUGGCAGGUUGAUGAGGCUGCUACAGCUGGGUCUUUUAGCUCAGACAACAGAAGCUUAUGGUUCCAGAUCCCCACUGCCAGUAACCCACUUGGUAGAAAGAGAGAGAGGCAGAACACUAAGGGCAAUUAGUAAAAGCUCACUGUACAUCCAGGGCCCUCCUCGCCUGGAGAGCUGGUGUCACUCUUAGCCCUGGGAUUUCAUCCUAAGGAACUGCGAGCACAGGUUACGUCCAUAAAUACUAAGGGCGAAAUGCAGCUGUGAAUCAAAGCUGUUAUCAUUUUGCACUUUUCCUCUUGUAAAUGACACGAAUCUGGUCUUGCAUGCCCUUACCAGAGAUGGCAAUGGAAAUAACUGCAAACAGAGGAAAGUUAUCAGGUUCCUUCUCCAGCUCGCUGGAUCUGGGGAGAAUGUUGUCAGAACAUGAACAAGGGAAUGAGCCCCUCAUACUCUCUAAUAAAGGCCCGCUAAUGGG
Messenger RNA from Malaclemys terrapin pileata, 2517 nucleotides. Its product is annotated as collagen and calcium-binding EGF domain-containing protein 1-like. The coding region runs from base 267 to 1406 and encodes 379 amino acids. Gene Ontology annotation, molecular function: calcium ion binding. The transcript has 11 exons. NCBI's taxonomy places the organism in Eukaryota, Metazoa, Chordata, Testudines, Emydidae. The record is from RefSeq and is a predicted model, not a curated record.